Molecule: messenger RNA, 1101 nt
Organism: Lycium barbarum (goji berry)
Lineage: Eukaryota; Viridiplantae; Streptophyta; Magnoliopsida; Solanales; Solanaceae
Exons: 1
Coding region: 1-1101 (366 amino acids)
Molecular function (GO): protein binding
Source: RefSeq, a predicted model, not a curated record
AUGGGUUCUCUUACCUUCCCAUCCCCAUCCCGAGCAGCACCGCAAUCGCCAGAAAAUUCCACGUCGAGGUAUUCUAUUUUUGCCUCAUUUUGUUCGACAAUUGUGACAAGUGAUGCCACUGUCACAAAUUGGAUAGCAUGUUAUGAUCCUUCUAACAACACUUGGAGUUAUGUUACAUCGAUCCCUGAUUUACCCGAAAACCAUGUACUCAAGGACUUCGCUAUGGUCUCAGCCUCAAACUCACUUUAUAUUAUUGGUGGUCGACUCUGUCGAAAAGAGAAAACUCAAAAUGCCCAAUAUGGGAACGAUGAAUUUUUUGAUAGCGACAUUGAUGUGCUAUCAUCGGUGUUACGUUAUGACAUUAAUUCUAAUCAGUGGUCAAAAUGUGCACCACUUAAUGUACCGCGUUACAAUUUUGCAUCUGUUGUUAAGGAAAAUAAGAUUUAUGUAGCUGGAGGGCAGUCAACGUUAGGUAGUGCUAGGGGCACUUCAUCAUCUGAGGUUUAUGAUCCUUUAAUUAAUGAUCAAUGGACAUUAUUGCCUAACAUGAAUAGGUCAAGGUGCAAAUGUGUUGGUGUGACGUGGCAAAGGAAAAUCCACGUGGUUGGUGGAUUUGUACAAGGUGGAGGGUUUUCGCAAUACGUGGACCGUUGUUCAGCUGAGCUGUAUGACAUGUCAAGGGGACAAUGGGACCUUGUGGCAGGGAUGUGGCAAUUGGAUGUGCCAGCUAAUCAAAUUGUAGAGGUAGAUGGUAGGCUAUUUAGCUCUGGGGACUGUCUUAAUGCAUGGAAAGGUCAUAUUGAGGUCUAUGACGGGAAACUUAAUAUAUGGUACAUGGUUGAAGGUUCACAAAAGAAUAUUUUCCCCUUUGAAGAAAAUGGACAACCUAUUCAUCGACUAUACUUAACAAUGGCCUCAGUUGGGACACAUUUGUAUUUCUUGGCAGGUUAUCGGACCGUCGAUGAUCCAUCAAAAACGAUAUCAACUGUAUAUUCAUUUGACACAUCAACAACAGGAGGUGCAUGGAAGAGCUUCGAACCAAUACAAGAGGAAGGAGAAAGAGAGUUAUGUAGUCAUUGUUGUGUUGUCCAACUCUAUUAG